GCUCGACAUUCGUACAGUGCAUACCUAUUCAUAAUUUGCAAAGAAGGAAGCAUGCAAAUUUUGCAAUUUUAUUAAUGUCGUUAUUUUUGUAGACACCGCAUCGAGUAUUUGCUUCUCAAUAAAAUCAUACUAAAUUUUAUAAUUUACAUUCGCGAAAAUGACGGACGACCUGCCGUUCCGUGUCGAGUACUCCAAGACCGGUAGGGCCGGCUGCAAGGUUUGCAAGAGCCCUAUCGCCAAGGAAAGCCUCCGCAUAGCUACUGUCGUUCAGAGUCCUUUCCAUGAUGGCAAAAUGGUCAAGUGGCACCACGCCAAUUGCUUCUUCCAAAAGCAGCGGCCCAAAACAACCGGAGAAAUCGCCCAUUUCGAUAGUAUACGAUGGGAGGAUCAAGAGGCCAUCAGAAAGCAAAUUGGUAAUUUGUUUAUGAAAGAGGAACCGGAAAGCGGUGGCUCAUCAUCAGUCAUAGUAUCAUCACCAACCGAAACUGAUGCAAAGGAUGAGAACAAGAAUCUAAAACGCGCAGCAACAGACAUCACUGCGUCACCUUACAGUGAAUUCAAAGUCGAGUACGCCAAGUCAAGUCGUUCGACUUGCAAGGGUUGCGGGAUGGCCAUCAUGAUACACACCACGCGCCUCUCCAAGAAGGAUUUUGAGAGCAAAGAGGCGCGAAGAUUCGGUGGACUGGAACGCUGGCAUCACCUCGACUGUUUCGACAAGCUACGCAAGGAAUUUCAAUUCUUCGACGUCGGUACAAACAUUCCAGGAGCCGAUACUCUCACGAAGGAGGACAAGGAGGAUCUGGAAAAAUAUCUGCCCAAAAUCGACGAUGAGCCCUUGGCUAAGAAGCCCAAGCUCGAGCCAGUGGACGUCGAACUGGAGAAGAAGCUGAAGAAGCAGAGCGAAGAGAUGUUCGAUGUGAGGGAUCAGCUGUCAAAGCUUGGCAAGAAAAUUCUCGCGAGGCUGCUAGAAGCUAACGGUCAGACUGUUCCGACUGGAAACAGUGAGAUUUUAGACGCUCUUGCAGACGUCAUGUACUUCGGUGCCUUGGAGCCCUGUCCAAAAUGUGGUGGCCAGUUUGAAUACAAAUCUGGCACUGGGUACAAGUGCACAGGAAACGUAUCCGAAUGGGCGGCUUGUGAGAAUCUCACUGACGAUCCCGUAAGAAGGGAAUUCGUUGUUCCCGAAGAUCUGAUUGUGGAUAAUCAAUUCUUAUCCUCGCACAAAUGUGAGGUGAAGCGUCGCCUAUUGAAGACACCCAUCGUCGUACCAGAACCAAACGAAAUAAAGACAGAAGACGUACCAGACGGACCGAAGAUCACAGACAAGCCCGCUGUGUUCAAGAACAUGACCUUCGUACAUUUCGGAUCCCGGCAUUACAAAGUGCAAAUGAGAAAAGCAAUUCUGGCAUUGGGAGGCACCUGCAAAACUAACGUAGACGAGAACACAACCGCACUGCUAUCUUCGCCUCAUGCAGUCAGGUGCAACGGGCCGAACGUUCAGACCGCAAAAUCACUGAAUGUCCACGUAGUAUCUGAAGAAAUACUCGAAGAAGCAAAGAAUUACACCGGUGACCCCAUCGAGCUCAUCAAGAAACACUCUCUCGUACCUUGGGGAGGUGACAUCUCUUCGAGAAUUUCAAAGUCUAUAGCAUCGAAUAGCAAGAGCGCCUCAGUGAAACCGUCUUCGGGUAUGGUGAAGCAACGCGUCAAAGGUGGCGGAGCUGUAGACCUCGACAGUGGACUUCAGGAUUACGCUCACGUGUAUCAUCGCGGCAACGGCGAGAAAUUCACCGUUACUAUGGGCAUUACCGACAUCCAGACUCAAAAAAAUAGCUUUUACAAAAUGCAGAUAUACAAACACGACAGGGAAAACAGCUUCUGGCUGUUCCGUAGCUGGGGUCGCAUAGGUACAAUAGUCGGUGGCAAAAAGUGCGAAAAGAAUUCCCUGGAUGCCUGUAUCAAAGAGUUCGAGAGUUUGUACAAAGAGAAAACCGGCAACUCCUGGAGCGAACGUGACAGCUUUGUCAAGAUGCCUAAUAAGAUGCAUCCCAUCGACAUAGAUCACGGCGUCGACGAAACCGUGGAAAAAAUAUUGGAAUCGAACGUCGAGAGCAAACUGAAUAAGCCCGUGCAGGACUUGAUGCGACUGAUCUUCGACGUCGAAUCCAUGAAAAGGGCUAUGCUAGAGUACGAGAUCGACAUGGACAAAAUGCCACUAGGAAAAAUCUCGAAGAAACAGAUACAGGAGGCUUACUCAGUACUCACCGAACUUCUGGCGCUUAUCAACAACGACGAUAAUCCCGAGCAAUCUCAGCUGAUUGCAGCCUCGAACAAGUUUUACACUUUGAUACCCCACAGUUUUGGCCUGGAAGGACCCAAAAUCAUCAAAACUGAAAAGGAGAUCCAAGCGAAAUGCGAGAUGCUCGAUACUCUACUGGAGAUGGAGAUCGCCCAAGAGAUUAUGCGUAAUAAAAAGAGCGAAUCAACCGAUAAGAACCGACUGGACGCGCAGUACGCGAAACUGAAUACAGACAUCGAACCGAUCGACAAAGACAGUGACGAUUUCAAGCUGAUCGAGCAGUACGUGAAAAACACACACGCCCACACGCACUGGUCGUACGAAUUGAUCGUAGAAGAUGUAUUUAAAGUCAAAAGAAGCGGCGAAGAGAGCAGAUUCAAGCCGUUCGAGAAGCUGCACAACAGAAAGCUUCUCUGGCACGGCUCCAGAGUCACCAACUUCGGAGGUAUCCUGUCUCAGGGUCUGAGAAUCGCGCCACCAGAAGCGCCGAUCAAUGGCUACAUGUUUGGAAAAGGUAUCUACUUUGCGGACAUGGUAUCUAAAUCGGCGAAUUAUUGCUGCACGAAUAAAAUAGACUCGACAGGUCUGCUGCUACUUUGCGACGUAGCUCUAGGCAACACAUACGAGCGUUACUCCGGCGACUGCAUCCAAAAACUACCCAACGAUAAGCACUCGACCUGGGGGCGAGGUUGUAGCAUGCCUGAUCCCGAAAAGUCCGUGAAAUUAGGCAACGGAGUUGAAGUGCCUUGCGGUCCUAGUAUUGAAGUUAAAUCGGAGAAAAUACCGUCGUUACUCUAUAACGAGUUCAUCGUUUACGAUGUAGCUCAGGUCAAGAUCGAAUAUCUCGUCAGAUUGAAUUUUAAUUAUAAAUACUGAAUAUGAUGUCUAUUCGUUUUUACUCGAAGUUAAAAUGGAUAACUGCUUACCGUUUUCAGUCAUUUUAUAUUUGAAAGUGUAAAUAUCCCAAAUGGAAAUUCAAAUCGUACGUUUUUGUUAUUCUACGCUGCUAUAGAUUUUUGUACGAUGCCGUAUGUUCACGUACGUUCGAACAUUUUGUAUAGCAUUAUACAGAAACGUACGCAGGCGUAGGUAAACGUGUGAAAAAUGUACUAAACUGAGUAAAUUAAGUUAAUUAUAGCGGCCAGAAAUGAAGGUUAAGUCGUACAAGUGUAUGUUGACGAUUUAUGCAAAUAAUCUAUAAAAUUUUGGGUUUUAAAUAUUUA
This is a messenger RNA of Nasonia vitripennis (jewel wasp), 3522 nucleotides long. RefSeq names its product poly [ADP-ribose] polymerase. Gene Ontology annotation, cellular component: nucleus. The transcript is spliced from 9 exons. Bases 158 to 3175 code for a protein of 1005 amino acids. Gene Ontology annotation, molecular function: NAD binding; zinc ion binding; DNA binding. NCBI's taxonomy places the organism in Eukaryota, Metazoa, Arthropoda, Insecta, Hymenoptera, Pteromalidae. The record is from RefSeq and is a predicted model, not a curated record.